AUGAUCCAAUAAGCUUAAAUGGAUUUUAAAGUUCGUCAUGUCUCGUGGCAAGAAACGAGACUUCAUACUGAUUUUCUAGUCGAGUGAUUACUGCCGUAUAUCUAAAAACACUGUUCCUAAGAGUUUAUAUAACAUAAAGUUAACAAAUUUACCUAUAAUAAUGAAGCAGAAUAUUUUUAAAAAUGUUCUUUCAUUUUCAACAAAUGAAGAGAGAAAGGAAUUUAAUCAAGUGGAAAUAGAAAUAAAACUAAGUGGAAGUGAGAAAGAUAAUGUGAAAACAGAUACCCAAUCAGCAUAAUAGUUAUCAGGUAUAUUUAUAUUGUGUUUUAAUAUCAAGGGCGCAAAAUAGGUGAUUCAAACGAUGGCGAGAUUGUUAAAAAAAAGUUUUGCAGUCGUAAGUGACGAUGCAAAUCACGAUUCCUCUAAUGCACUUGUAGCAAAGCAUCGAAUUCACGAAACAUUGGAAUAACUGAACAAUGUUAGUUAGCGGAGGAAAUAACGAAUGUAUCAGAUGGAGCAGUAUUUCAUUUUAAAAACCUUUAUCCAUACUAUAAAAUUACUAGGUCGUCAAAAAAAUAAAUUGAAUAUUUUCAGCCACAGGACAAGGCAAAGAAUCUUGUGAUGGUAUUGGUGGAUUCAUUAAACAUUAUGCAACUAACCACAAUUUAAGAAAAAUAAACAUGAAAUGAAUAGAUAAUGUUAAAGACAUUUGUAACUGUCGUAUAAAACUAUACUACUGCGAUAAGUCUGGUAUAUGUUCCAAAAAGAAAAAUGGAACUUUUUAGAAAAAUUGGAUAGAGUGGAGAAAAGAACCUACGAUUGAAGGCAUUCAAAAAAGUCAUCUUUGGAAACUUGAUGAAAAUAGAUCCUACGUAGCUAGAGCCGCAAAUCAUUAAUUAAGAAAAGUUAAAUAACUCCAAAAUCCAAAUGCUCCAUGAUAUUCAAGGCAAUUAAUGGGUCUUUCUUGCCUCAACAACUGACGGUUUGCUUUAUUCCAGAAAGAGAGAUGGAGGUAUCGGUCUUCCUAGAAUAAAAAAUAUAGUUGGCAUUGCCAAGUUGAAGAGUUGGCUUAAAAUGUCAAUCUCUAAAGAUCUUACAUCUAGAGAGGUGGCUAAUUCGGAGGAAAAUUUAAAAACAAUCAGGAUGUUUGUUCGGGUCAUGGGCGUUGGAUUCCCGUUCGAUAAUAAGAUCUUGAAUCGAACUAAAAUGAAAUUGAAGACCAAUGAGGUGCACCACUGGGCUGCCCUUGCUUCACAGGGGCAGGGUGUACCUUGGUUCGUGGGCGACCCCGUCUGCAAUUGUUGGCUGUAUAACUAUAAAUUAUUAAGACCUUCUAUAUUCAUUACGGCGUUGCAAAUGAGAUCAAAUACUUGCGGGGUGAAAUCUGUUCUUUACAGAGGAAGACCGCAAGUUAACGCUGAUGCAGUCCUUUGCAGGCGGUGUCGUGCGCGACCAGAGACGUGCGCACAUGUUCUGGGGUAUUGUUCCUUCGGCAAACCUUAUAGAAUUAAAAGGCAUAACGAGAUAGUAGAUCUGAUAAUCUCAAAAAUAAAUAUACGUGGAGGUGCCAUCAAGGUGAUGAAAGAGCCUGAAGUAGUGAUAAAUGGAGCCCCUCUGAAACCAGAUCUAAUCGUGGUGGAGGAGGAGGCCGUGUACGUCAUUGACGUUACAGUGAGAUACGAAAACGAGCAAUCUUUAUUCGAGGCAAAAAGGGAAAAAGAGGAAAAAUAUCAAUCAGUUGCAAAUCACCUUGCUGGCAUCUUCCACAGGGUUGCCAGUGUGGCACCAGUAGUAGUUGGCUCCAGGGGGGCGCUUCCGCACUUUACGGUCCGCACGCUCGAGAGAUGUGGCUUUGUUAGGGCAGAUUGUGUGACAACAUCUUUGAUAGCUCUAAGAACCUCUAUGGAAAUGUUUCAUCAGUUCUUAGACGGUUGAUGGUCGAGUGUCGCGGGAAGUCAUAAGGGGGUUCUUUUUUGUUUUGAAUACCUUUGGCUUAAUGAAUUUUAUUUAUUAUUUUUUUUUUUAUUUAUUGACUAAUUAAUAAAAUGUUCCUUACGUGGGUGGGGCAACACCAUAUAGCACGCCACGGAAUGUAAUGCAAAUGCAAAAGCAAACUUUGUUUUGCUUUGGUUUUUAUUAUUUUAAGUGCAUUACCGUAAGUAGAUGCUGAUGGAAAUUGUAAUAUUACAAAAGAAAAUUUAAACAGAAAUUUGGAGAAUUUUUACAUUCCAUUAAAUAUAAAUAAAAUUGUCAUGGAAAGUGACAUUAAUAUAAAUCGAAGUUUGCAGGUUAGGUAACCCGGCUGGUAUAAAUACUGUAAUUUAAUAACCUGCUAUCGUCACCUAGCUUGUAAACUUGGACUUUGAACCCGCUUUACAUGACAAUAAAAUAAAGUUGUUGAACACUUUUAGUAUAAAUAUACUUUAUGGUUUUUACCAUUAUACAUGUGUAAGUAAUAGUUAACAUAAUACUUGAUUUCAAGUACUAAUUAUUAUCAGUACUCGUUAUGGAACUAUUUACCAGAGUAGACUUGUCAACAAUCUACCAACAACAUUUUCGACUUUGAUAAAUCGAGUUCAUUUGACAAAUGAUUUUGGUGUGUUAAUAAUUAUACAUGCAAUUUUAAAAUUAAAUUGAAAUUAUUAACUGCUUUUAAAUUUAAUUUCGAUAUUCUGUUAUGAAAAUUAGCCAUCAGAUGAUUUACUGGAACACACAUCUCGACAAUCCUUAAACAACAUUUUAAACAUUGUAAAAUAUAGUAAAAAUGACUAAUGAUAAACUUUAUGUACAUGCAAGCAGCGAUUAGCAUAAUUAAAAAGUUCUUUUUUGAGGUUUAAUUUCGAAUGUCAGUUACCAGGAUUUGUUGUUGAACCAAUUAGUAGAGCAGACAUAGCGACAAUCUGGGAAAUUUUAGAACAAUCGAGUACGAAUUACUUUUGCAUGUUCAUAUUUAUACUAUAUGUAAGUUUGAAUUUAAAUAAUCAACGUUUACUUGGUUUUUGUAUCAAACUCGUUAAUCUACUAUCAAAUCAUUUACUCGAUCAGUCAAAGCAAGAAACUUCGAAUGUUACUUUACAUUUUGCACAGUCAAUGUCUUCUUGAAUGUUUGAUUUCACGUUUAUUGACUCGACUGUGAACUGUUGGGCUAUUACCUAGAGAAUACCCUAAAUCAUAUGAUAUUAGACCAACAGUACACAUUCUGCCUGUCAAAUUUAAUUUAUUUACAUUUUUUUAUUAAAUUUUUUUUAAUAUCGAGUCAAUAAAUGUGAAAUCGAAAGAUUCAAGAGGACAGAAUUGACGGUGAGAAAGCAGAAUUGACCGUAUCCCUAAAUAAUGUUUUCACUCGAAAACGUAUUGGCAGAAACUCACAGGCAAUUCUAUUCGCUCAUGGCCAGUCCUGCCUUUUUUACUAUGAACACAAAAACACUUCAGUGAAUUCUUAAAUAAUUCCAUUUUACAAUUUUUAAAUUGUUGUUUAAUGAAAGUUGAUUUAUAAUUUAAAGUACUUCUCAGCAUUUUAUAAAAUUUUAAUAAAUUUAUAAUAUUUUUUAUUUGUGUGCAAAAAAAAUUGUAUAACAAUUUCAUUCCAUAAUUUUUAUAUUAUUAUUAGAAAUAAAUAUAUUCGUGUAUAACUAAUGUCUUUCUAUAUCAAUUUGCUACAAUAGUAAAAAUACAUACAACUAGUUUAUAGAAAAAUUAUUUAUACAUUGUUGACUACAGAUCGGUCAUUCUGACAAUUUGGUCGUCCCGAACAACCGUAAUAAUUGUAAAAGACAAGCAGAUAUUUUUUAUUCGUUUUCCAACACCCCAUGUAGAAAUUAAGAUUGGAAUUUAAUGGGGCUCUAGUCAGAAUUCCCUAUCCGUAGUGGGGCACUGAUUAGGGAAAACAUUUGGAACCCAACUACUUUCAUAACGGUCAUCAGAUCGGGUACUAGUCAAGAAUAUCUAGUCGGGAACUAGCAAGUAAAACUAGCUGCUACCCUACUAGUGUAAAAGAAGCGUACCCUUUUAGAUUUUUAUUAGUAUUAAUUGUGAACUACAUUUAAGUUGAAAUUAUAUUAGUUUUAAUCAUAGUUAUUUACAAAUUUUAAUACAAAAGUAAUAUUAGCAAAUUAAAUAUUACACUACGUUUUGUAAUUGAAACAAUAUUUAUAAGAUUUAAAAGUUUAGAAAUAAUUUUGUCACCUCAAAUAGGUGAGAAUCUACUCCCGAAAAGAAAGCAGCAACUCCUCAAGGGCUGCUAUACCCAUGUGAAGCCUGCAGCCUACCCAAAAUUCUUUCAGUGUGGUAUAAUCAAAUUUUUCUGUUUCUAAAAAUCUUUAUCUUCAGAAAAGUCUCUUCAAAGGUUGCUGAAAAAAUUCAACCAUUAUUAGAAAUAGUCAACUAACGUACAAAUAAAAUAAACAAACACACUUUCACAUUAAAAAUAUUUACUCAUUUUUUUUAAAAAAUUAAUUAUUUACCUGCAUGACCUUUCAAAAUGAUUGGAUAAGCUGGCCAAUCUGCGGGUGCUGGUGCAUCAGCCUAUAAUAAAUCAGUCAAUAAUCUUUGAUAAGGUGUAUAAGGUGUAUAAUCUGUAUAAGAUGGUGGCAUAAAUUGGCAUAGAAGCCCAUUCUCUUCAUUGUCGAAGAAAAUCCAAUGCUUGCAUGCGAAGUCGAUAUCCUUAACACUACUUACACUGUUUUUAUCAGAACAUAUGAAUUCGAAAAGCAAGUAUUUUUUAAUUAUUUUUCCUUUUCUUGAUGUCAUUUUUCAAUACUACGAAUAAUAAAAUUAACUUUCAGUUAAUUCAUAAACUACGAGUGAAUAGAAUAACGAGCAAGUAAGUGAAUUAGCAAACAUUCUUAGCUGUUGUUGUAUUAAAAAAGUAACAAUUCUAACUUCUAUAAGUUUUAGUGUUUAAACUACAAUUAUGGGCCUAUUAAUAUACUUUUAGUAUGAAUAUUUACAGUUGUCUUCUCUUUAAGAAAUACCGAUCACUUUAGUAAUAAUGGAUUUUCAUUGAUAUUUGGAAAUUGCAAUAUAUUUUCGUUAAUCUUCGUUUCACACGUUUCACAGAACUGAUGCACACGUGAAAAAAGAAAUAUGUCUCCCGCUUGGACCCAGAAACACUUAAUACAAAAACUGAGUUGGAUUUAAGGAACGGGGCAGAAAUUAAAUAUACAAAGUGAGCAAAUCAUAUUAGUAGACAAGCGCAAAAGCAGUUCAAGAUUUUCAAAUUCUUAUCAUCAGUUUUAAGAAAUAAAGGAACAGAUAUGGCGCUUAGAUUGAAAUUUAUUAAAAAUUAAAUAGUUUAAAUUUUAAUUUUUUAAAAGUAAAAGGUGUUUUUACUGUUUAGAACAAUGAUUAGAAAUAAAAACAAGUUGAAAAUUAUGUUCGUUUUAUAGACAAUUUCACUUCUUU
Leptopilina heterotoma is the source of this 5403-nucleotide messenger RNA. RefSeq lists its product as uncharacterized. The coding region runs from base 1075 to 1935 and encodes 286 amino acids. The record is from RefSeq and is a predicted model, not a curated record. The transcript is spliced from 3 exons. NCBI's taxonomy places the organism in Eukaryota, Metazoa, Arthropoda, Insecta, Hymenoptera, Figitidae.